This is a messenger RNA of Adineta steineri, 2391 nucleotides long. The record is from the annotation of a GenBank genome assembly. NCBI's taxonomy places the organism in Eukaryota, Metazoa, Rotifera, Eurotatoria, Adinetida, Adinetidae.
AUGUCUUCGACGAAUGGUACUAGCACAUUACGUGUUAAUGUUGCAUUAUUUGAACGUGAUGUGGUUAAACUUGUACUCGAUUUUCUUCAACAACGUGAACUUUAUAUUAGUAUGCUUGAUGUCGAACGUGAAACAGGUAUUAUUAAUGGUUCAUUUUCGGAAGAUAUACUUUUCUUACGACAACUUAUUUUGGAUGGACAGUGGGACGAUGUCAUUGAUUUUGUUCAACCAUUAAAAACAAUCGAAGCAUUUGAUGCUAAACAAUUUAUUUAUAUUGUACUUAAAUAUCAAUUUCUUGAAUUAUUAUGUUUAAAAACUGAAGCACAAAUUGAAAAUGAUUUAUCAGUUGAACAAAUUGUGAAGUUUCUCAAUGAUUUACGACCAUUUGCACCAAAUGAACAAGAAUAUAAAAAAUUAUCUUUUCUACUUACACUCAAACGUUUACAAGAACAUACAGAUUAUUCAAAUUGGAAUCCUAGUGCUGGUCGUGUACAAUGUUUUCAAGAAGUAUUACCACUUGUUCAUCGAUUUUUACAAGUAGACAAACAAAUGAUUCCUAUAGCCCAAGGUGAUCGUUUAAUUCAAUUACUUGUCAAAGGUCUACUUUAUGAAUCAUGUGUUGAACAUUGUCAAGCACGUGCAACAAGUACAGAUGAAACAAUUGAUCUCACUGAUCCAAAUUCUUUAUUAUCAAAUACACGUUUAUCAGAUACGGAUGUUUCACUUCUUUCAUGGCUUCAUGCACUACCAACUGAAAUAUUUUCAUGUCCAUUCGAACAAAAAUCUUUAACAUUAAAUAUUGAUAAACUUCAAAAACCUGUUCUUGAAGCAACAUGGGCUGAACAUGUUUUAAGUACUCCAUUUAAACCUCAAACAAUGUUUCCAUUUAAUGCAACACCUACAGGUAAACCACGAUCAACUGAAUUAAUGUCGCGUUCAUUAGCACCACAAUAUGAUGGAUUAUCUUAUGGUCUUAUUCGUUCACAAAUAUUCGGAGAUUAUAAUCGUAAUUUUGUUAAUGAUAUGAGUCGUUCACUAGCUGUAUGUAAUGUAAAAGAUAAUGGCAUUAAUAAUAUAACACCCCCAAUAACAACAAAUUUACCAACAGUUGAAGAAGUUCUUUAUGAAGAAACACCUCCACCACCUUCGCCACCAUUGCCACCACCACCAAGUUCAUUAUCACCCGUAUCAAAUAGAAUGUCUCCACAAAAUUCCUAUCGUUCACAAUCACCAAAACGAAGUGUAACUAGUCCUCCAUUGAUAAAACAAACAAACAGUACAACGAUAAGUGAAAAUGGUAAUCGUUCAUCAAAUACAGAUGUUCCAGAAGAUCGUUUACUUAAGGAAUAUCAAAAAAGUCGAGCAGAAAUUAGCAAACAAUUUGAUGAACAAGAAAUUCGAAGAAAUGAAUUACAAAAACAACUUGUAACGAAUCCAACAAUACGAGAAAUUAAUGAAGUGACGAAAUAUGAUUCACUUGAAGAUAUAGCUCGUUCACCUGCAUUUAUACCAGUCGUAACUAUUGAAGAUGUACAAGCUAUUCGUUCAGUUGAUGUUCAUCCAAGUGGUAGAUUUUUUGCUGUUGGUUCAAAUUCGAAAAUGCUUCGUGUUUGUGCAUAUCCAGAUAUAAAAACUAUUCGUACAGAUUCAGUACCAAAACCAGCUAAAGUUUUAUAUAAAAAAGGUAAACAUCAUUUGGGAAAUACAGAAAUUGAAUUAACACAUCAUAAUGGCACUGUUCGAGAUCUUAUUUUUAUGAACGAUAAUGCAAAAGAUGAUUCAGUAUUAUUAAGUGGUGGUGCGGGUGAUUGUAAAGUUUAUGUAACGGAUGUUAAAAAACAAACACCAAUUAAGAGUUUUAGUGGUCAUCAAGGUCAUAUCUAUUCAUUGUUUACUUGGGAUGCUUAUAAUUUUGUUUCGGCUAGUCAAGAUGGAACAUCACGUUUAUGGGAUAUACGUCAACCUGAAUGUAUCAAUGUUAUAGCACCUCGUGUUACAAAUAGUGCAGUAGCAGCUGUUGCUGUUGAUAGUUCAGGUCAAUUAUUAGCAGCUGGUUAUGAAGAUGCUUCAUGUUUACUUUAUGAUCUUCGUGGGAAACGUAUUGUUCAAACUUAUCAACCACAUUCAGGUGAAAUUCGAAGUGUUCGAUUUUCUGUACAUUCAUAUUAUUUACUUACGGCUUCCUAUGAUAAAAAAGUUGUUAUGACAAGUUUAAAUGGUGAUUUAACGAAACCACUUAUUCUAUCUAAUGUAGCUGCACAUACAGAUAAAAUAAUUCAAGCACGAUGGCAACCAAAUGAAAUGUCAUUUAUUACGACAAGUGCUGAUCGUACGUGUAUGGUUUGGAUGCCACCACCAUCAGCUCUAUCAAAUCUUGGACAAUUAUCAUAA